AACACUUUCAGUCUGCCCCGAGACUUGAACCGGUACGGUCGCGCGAAACCGGGCACUCCCCAUGGUUCGGUUCGGAUUGAGUAACCUGUUACAGUGUUCAACGGUUUUGUGACUCGGUGGAGCAGCAUGGUGUUUUACUGAAGCAGCCAACAUCCAAUUUCGCAAGGAUGACAUUACAUACAAAUUCAUGAGGUUUUCAAUGAGCAUCGAACAUAUAUCUCAAUCAGUUACGCAAGCAGUGAGUGAAAUCGAAAGUGAUAACAAUUGAAGCAACAACAAUCUGGAGAAAUAAUGCACUCGUCGUUACCGGCAGUCGGCCUCCCAUCGCUACCAAUAGAGAUACUCACACUGUUCACCUUUGUCCUUCUCAACGCAGCGGUAGUGACGUUUGCCGAUAAGCCACCAGCCACCGUUGCGCCACUGUCCGCCACUCUGCCGACCGAAGCAUCCAAGCGUACCUCGGCACACAUUCCGGGAGAUUUUAUCAUCGGAUUGCUGUUCUCGAUGCAUCACCAACCGCGGCAGAAGCGGUCCGGUCCGAACCAUUUCCUGGCUUGCGGCGAGAUUCGCGAACACUACGGUAUUCAAAGAGCUGAAGUAACGUUCAAAACGAUAGACGAAAUCAAUCAAAACCCAAACUUGUUGCCAAAAAUCACCCUCGGUGUGGAAAUACGAGACUCCUGCUGGUACGCACCGGUCGCCCUGCAGCAAAGUAUCGAACUAAUCCGGGACUCCAUAUCGCCGCCCUCCGGUGGCAGCAUAGUUUCCCCCCGCAAAAUCCCACCGGAAGGCAAGCCACUGAUUGGCAUGUCAAAUCUAGUCGAACCGGAUACGUGCAUGGCACUGCAUCGGAACAUGUCGCUCAUCUACAGCCACCACGGUUCCACCCAUCCACUAAGCAAGUACCGUCAAACGUUAAUCGGCGUAAUCGGGCCCGGAUCCAGUUCGGUGGCCCUGCAAGUUCAAAAUUUGCUUCAACUGUUUUCAAUUCCGCAAAUUGGCUACUCCACCACUUCGAAAGAUCUCUCCGAUAAGGCACGAUACAGCACGUUCAUGCGGGUGGUGCCGUCGGAUUACUAUCAGGCCCAGGUGAUGGUCGAUGUGGUGCGGCAGUUCAACUGGACAUAUGUGUCUGCCAUCAACACCGACGAAAACUACGGCCAAUCUGGAAUCCAAGCAUUUCGAGAGCUUGCAGAAAGAAACGGCGUUUGUAUUGCUCGAGAAGAUUCGAUCCUGAGCAACGCAGACGACGAAUCGUUCUCGGACGUUCUGCGGAACAUUGUCCAGGACGCCAGCGCCAAGGUGGUGGUUUGCUUCUGCGAGGGGCUUACCGUUCGGGGUUUGCUCAAGGCGAUGAAAAACUUGAACAUGACCGACCGCUUCCUGUUGAUUGGUAGCGACGGUUGGGCCGAUAGAGCUGACGUCGUGGAAAACUAUGAGCGUCAAGCGCUGGGGUCAAUUUCGAUUCGGAUCCACAGCCCGUACGUCAAGUCGUUCGAUGAUUACUAUUUUGGCUUGAAUCCGUUCACGAACAAGCGCAAUCCGUGGUUUAGGGAGUUUUGGGAGGUCAGAUUCAACUGUACCCUUCCAACUAACGAUGCAAAUCCAAAAGAGCUAAAGCAUUCUAGUGAAGGAAAAUCUUUUUGUACCGGAAAGGAGAAACUGUCGGACCGAUACAAGCAGGAACCCAAGAUGAGCUUCGUCAUCAAGGCAAUCUACACGAUGGCCAGGGCGCUGGAGGCGCUGCAGCGCGAUUUAUGCGGCCAGAACAGCAGCGGAAUUUGUGCGGCCAUGUACCCGUUCAACGGAACGCAGUUCUUUAACUACCUCAUGAAUGUUUCCUUUUCACACGAGGGCGACAUUGUGGAGUUCGACAAUAGGGGCGACCCACCCGGAAGAUAUGACAUCAUGAACUAUCAGUUCCUAAAUGGAAGCUACGAUUACGUUCCGGUAGGAGAAUGGAAUAACGGUUCGCUGAUCUUCACUCAAAGCCUCCAGCCGUCGCCAGCUGGUCCAGUGGAGUCCGUGUGUUCCCGGCCUUGCCCGCCCGGUUCCUACAAGAAUUUACAAACCGGUGGGCAGGAGAAGCAGUGCUGCUGGGUAUGCGUACCGUGCGAGAGACAUCAGAUUCUAUACAACGAGACUCACUGCCGGAAUUGCGAUGCAGGACACUGGCCGAAUCGGGCAAAAACUGAAUGUCUUCUGAUACCAAUCGAACAUAUGCAGUGGGGUGACACCGAGGCGAUUGUAGCAAUGUCCUUCGCUGUGAUGGGUUUUCUGACGACCGGAUUGGUUUUCGUGGUGUUUGUUCGGCACAACGAUACACCAGUUGUGAAGUCUUCGACCAGAGAGUUGUGCUACCUUAUUCUGGCGGGGAUGAUCAUUUCACACGGAUCUAUCUUUGCCAUCCUUUCCAAACCAACGGCGAUUUCUUGUUUGAUAAGCCGAGCUCUUCCAGGAAUUUCGUUUUCGAUGAUUUAUGCUUCACUUUUAGUUAAGACUAACCGAAUCGCGAGAAUUCUAGCCGGGUCCAAGAAACGCUUUCCGACCAAGAAACCAAGGUUCAUGUCAGCAGCUGCUCAAUUAGUCAUAACCGGAAUGUUGAUAUCUGUGGAAAUCGCCAUUGCCGUGUUCAUGCUAGUUUUAGAGCCACCAAGUACAGAACAUCAGUAUCCUAACAGGCAGCGAACGGUUCUCGCUUGCAACACUACCCGCAUCGGAAUCAUGGUACCAUUGGCCUUCAUUUUCUUACUGAUAAUACUUUGCACCUUGUACGCUUGGAAGACUCGAAACGUACCGGAGAACUUUAACGAAGCCAAAUUCAUCGGAUUUGCCAUGUACACAACUUGCGUCAUCUGGGUAGCUUUCGUCCCCAUCUACUUCGGUUCAGAAUCGAAGAUCAUCACCAUGUGCAUUUGCAUUUCACUCUCGGCUAUGGUCACUCUAGUCUUCCUGUUCUUUCCUAAACUCUACAUCAUACUCAUCCGACCGGAGAAGAACAUUCGUGCCCUUUUCACCACCUCCAAAACCAUCCGAUGCCACAUUGGUUCCCGAGUAGCCUCCGCCAUUUCCCACAAAACUUCCUCUUCCUACUCCAGUGGACCAGGACCUCCAGAUGAUUUUGGUGACUACAGUUUCGACGCACCGAAACCGAUUAUACGAUCCUCUUCGUGCCAAACUUCACUAGAACUUCUCAACAAACUUCUAGAACUACACUUCUUCGAACCGGAGAAACUAUCACCCAAAACCACACAACCCCGCCAGCGAACCACCCUUUGCUCCACUCUGAAACAGGUUCGCUACAGCCUCUCCCCAAUGAAGUCAUCCAUUAAGAAAGCAUCGAAUCUCGAUCAGCAUCUCCUCGUGCCAGAGGUCGACCUUCUGCGCAUGAGAAACGAUAACACCACUAGCGAUAGCAAUAAUCCUGCCCCAAUCGACCGACGCACGGUCACGUUUGAUUACUCCCGCAAAGCCUCCAUCAGCGACCCGAGCGAUCUGUCGGAAAGCUCGUGCUACCACUGCGCCCAGAUGGACGCGGUUCGUCACAAGUACGACCUGAUUAUGACCAACGAUCAUCAUCCAGCGGACGAAUCACAUCAGCCCAACGGUUCAGUCUACACAAUUCAUUCUGGUUUGAAUGGGGGAGCGCCGGGGGGUCUGGGGAAGGCGUACGGAGCCAGCAACAAGUUCGCCAAGACGAUGAUCAGCGAGGAAAGUCUAUCGGAAUGCUCCAUCAGCACCCUGUCGGAGUCGUGCGAUUGCAAGUACAAAAGUAUUACCAUCAAGCUACCGCAGCCGAACGCAGGUCAACAACAACAACAGCAGAUUAUGUAUUUUUGAUGUUCGAACGGUGAAGUCAUACGAGUUAUUCUCCAAUUGAAGUUUUAUAAUUAGUAGAAGUGUUCAAUUAAUUGGUAGUAGACAAGUAGUGGGCACAAAGUGAUACAAUAAUAAUUGUCUUCAAUGCUUCAGAUCUUCUACCGA
Armigeres subalbatus is the source of this 3984-nucleotide messenger RNA. RefSeq names its product metabotropic glutamate receptor 1-like. The coding region runs from base 292 to 3840 and encodes 1182 amino acids. The transcript has 12 exons. The record is from RefSeq and is a predicted model, not a curated record. Gene Ontology annotation, cellular component: plasma membrane; postsynaptic density membrane. Gene Ontology annotation, biological process: regulation of synaptic transmission, glutamatergic; G protein-coupled glutamate receptor signaling pathway. Gene Ontology annotation, molecular function: G protein-coupled receptor activity involved in regulation of postsynaptic membrane potential; adenylate cyclase inhibiting G protein-coupled glutamate receptor activity. Lineage: Eukaryota; Metazoa; Arthropoda; Insecta; Diptera; Culicidae.